AUGUCAGACAUUGGUGAUCUUUCCGGCAAAGUUGCUCUUGUCACUGGUACCAGCUCCGGUGUGGGCAGGGCAGUGGCCGAAGCAUACGCAUCUGCCGGGGCAUACAUCGUCGCCGCAGACUUGACUCCGGCACCACCCAAAGCACCAGUCUAUGCAGAGGCCAUGAAGAAGGCGGGAAUAGAUAAGGUCACCCCAACCGUGGACUUGAUCAACCAAAAGUACGCCUCCACGGGAUCUUCACCUCGUGCAAUAUUCGUCCAGUGUAAUGUGACAGACUCAAACUCCGUCAAGGACGCCGUUGCAGCUGCAGUCGAACGAUACGGCCGCUUGGACAUUAUGGUAAACAAUGCAGGGAUAUCUUCUGUGUUCAGGUCAAAGUCUUUCCUAGAAGGACAGCCUUGCAGAGCCCACGAAAUGGACGAUGAGGUCCUUGAAAAAGAUUUGGCUGUCAACGUCCGAGGCGUAUUCCUCGGUAUCAAACACGCGGCAGCGCAGUUUUUGAAGCAAUCGCCUCACUCCUCGGGCGAUAGGGGCUGGAUCGUGAACACGUGCAGCGUGAAUGGGCUGGUUGGGUCCCCAGAUUCAGCAUCAUACUGUGCCUCCAAAGGAGCGGUCCUGAUGCUGACACGAGCUACGGCCUUGGACUACGCGAAAGACAGAAUCCAUAUCAAUUGUGUCGUUCCUUGUUGGGUACAAACGGCUAUGCUGGAACCUGUCAUGGGGCAGGACAGCUCACACGCUGACUCACAGACGGAGAAGAUCGGUGGGAUGCCUCCCUGGGGACGAAUGGCACAACCUGAGGAAAUUGCGAAAAUGUACGUCUUCUUAGGGGGGCCAGGUAGCUCGUUUUGUACUGGCCAGGCAUUUGUAGUCGACGGAGGGUAUACAACGCAGUAG
Exophiala aquamarina CBS 119918 is the source of this 897-nucleotide messenger RNA. RefSeq lists its product as uncharacterized. Gene Ontology annotation, molecular function: oxidoreductase activity. The record is from RefSeq and is a predicted model, not a curated record. The coding region runs from base 1 to 897 and encodes 298 amino acids. Lineage: Eukaryota; Fungi; Ascomycota; Eurotiomycetes; Chaetothyriales; Herpotrichiellaceae. The transcript has a single exon.